Messenger RNA from Glarea lozoyensis ATCC 20868, 669 nucleotides. RefSeq lists its product as uncharacterized. The transcript has a single exon. Lineage: Eukaryota; Fungi; Ascomycota; Leotiomycetes; Helotiales; Helotiaceae. The coding region runs from base 1 to 669 and encodes 222 amino acids. The record is from RefSeq and is a predicted model, not a curated record.
AUGUCGGCCAAAGAUACAAUUUCUCUCGCGCACACAGCUAGGUGCAAAUUGAUGAUUGCAGCUGACCAACCUGAUCGUAAUCUUCGUUUCAUUCUUGGUCAUGCCUUCACGUUAGACAAAUUACGGCUUCGGGUUCUUGAGAUUGAAACCGAGAAUGGUGGUUUGGAGGAUGAUUCAGAGCUCUCGACAUUAAAUGCAGAACGGCCUCGACGUGUCAGUUUCCCCAAUAACUCCAGGUCUCAUACAACAACCAGAAACCGGAGCCCGCCUCCAGGCGGCAAGGCGCAAUUUGAUUCCUCAAGCUCGGAUGAUGGAUAUGAGGAAGAUGACGAGGAGGAAGAUGAGGAGGCUGACGAUGGCUUGUCCCUGAGAAGAUUUACAUCGGCAACCGCUCAACCCCCUCGUAUGAUCGAAGAUGAGGAUAGUGACGGAGAGGAUGAGAAUGAGAACGAACCUGUCUCUCCUCCUCCUUUACCGACCGAUAUGGAGCUACAGACCAUCACGGAAGGCCCGGAGAGCGAAGACCUAGCUGGCCUUUACCAACACGUAAAGGGGUGUCCUUGUUCAGCGGAACACCAGAAUGCACCUGGUAUCACUAGGGCGUGGGAACUCCCGCAGAAGCCGGGCUACGAAGGGAAGAGGCUUGCUGUGGUCGAGGUUGCGGCAUGA